Messenger RNA from Catharus ustulatus (Swainson's thrush), 3449 nucleotides. RefSeq names its product pleiotropic regulator 1 (gene PLRG1). The record is from RefSeq and is a predicted model, not a curated record. Gene Ontology annotation, biological process: mRNA splicing, via spliceosome. Gene Ontology annotation, cellular component: Prp19 complex; precatalytic spliceosome; catalytic step 2 spliceosome. The transcript has 15 exons. Gene Ontology annotation, molecular function: protein binding. The coding region runs from base 57 to 1607 and encodes 516 amino acids. Lineage: Eukaryota; Metazoa; Chordata; Aves; Passeriformes; Turdidae.
CGGGAAGAUGCCGGAAGUGACUCCAUAGCGGCGGCGGCGGCGGCGGCGGCGGCGGCAUGGCGGAGGAAGUCCAGAAGCAUUCUGUGCACACACUUGUGUUCAGGUCUUUGAAGAGAACCCAUGACAUGUUUGUAGCUGAUAAUGCCAAGCCUAUCCCAUUGGAUGAAGAAAGUCACAAGGUGAAAAUGGCAGUCAAGCUGCGCACAGAGUAUGGCUCAGUGCUACACAUGCCUACGCUCAAAGAGAAUCUGAGAGAGAAAGGAGACCCCAACACUGGGGAUCCCUAUGGAAACAAACAGUAUUCUGGAAAUCAAGGACAAGAAGUUGAGUAUAUGGUAACUGGUACACAUCCAUAUCCAUCUGGGCCUGGUGUGGCUUUGACAGCAGAUACUAAGGUCCAGAGGAUGCCAAGCGAAUCUGCAGCACAGUCGUUAGCUGUAGCACUUCCUGCUUCCCAGUCUAGGCUGGAUGCAAACCGGACAGCUGCUGGUGUGGGUGACAUUUACAGGCAUGCUGGAAUAUCUGAGCGUUCGCAACCUCCUGGGAUGUCUGUGGCUAUGGUGGAAGCUGGUGGAAAUAAAAAUUCUGCAUUAAUGCUGAAGAAGGCUCCAACCAUGCCCAAACCUCAGUGGCAUCCACCUUGGAAACUGUACAGAGUUAUCAGUGGUCACCUGGGCUGGGUGAGAUGUAUUGCAGUAGAACCAGGAAAUCAGUGGUUUGUCACUGGCUCUGCUGACAGAACCAUAAAGAUUUGGGACCUUGCUAGUGGCAAAUUGAAAUUAUCUUUGACGGGACACAUCAGUACUGUACGAGGGGUGAUAGUAAGUGCAAGAAGUCCAUACCUCUUUUCUUGUGGAGAAGACAAACAAGUGAAAUGCUGGGAUCUUGAAUACAAUAAGGUUAUCAGACAUUACCAUGGGCAUCUAAGUGCUGUCUAUGGCUUAGACUUGCAUCCAACAAUAGAUGUGCUGGUGACAUGUAGCAGAGAUUCAACAGCACGAAUUUGGGAUGUAAGGACAAAAGCCAGCGUGCACACACUGUCAGGACACACAAAUGCGGUAGCAACUGUGAAGUGCCAAGCUGCAGAACCGCAAAUUAUUACAGGCAGUCAUGAUACUACCAUACGGCUUUGGGACUUGGUGGCAGGAAAAUCUCGUGUUACUUUAACAAAUCACAAGAAAUCUGUGAGAGCAGUAGUGCUACAUCCAAGACAUUACACGUUUGCAUCUGGUUCUCCAGAUAAUAUUAAGCAGUGGAAAUUCCCAGAUGGAAACUUCAUUCAGAACCUCUCUGGUCACAAUGCUAUUAUAAACACACUGGCUGUAAAUUCCGAUGGUGUUCUGGUGUCAGGAGCUGAUAAUGGUACUAUGCACCUUUGGGACUGGAGAACUGGAUACAAUUUCCAGAGAGUACAUGCAGCUGUACAGCCGGGUUCUUUGGACAGUGAAUCAGGAAUAUUUGCUUGUGUUUUUGACCAGUCAGAAAGCAGAUUGCUAACGGCUGAAGCUGAUAAAACCAUAAAAGUAUACAAAGAAGAUGAUACUGCGACUGAAGAAACCCAUCCUGUCAACUGGAAACCAGAAAUUAUCAAGAGAAAGCGAUUUUAGUGCAGCAACAUAUACUUCUGUAAUUUUGUUUUGGCUUUCCUGAGAGCAUUCAGUCACAUUUUGUUCUGCCAGAACAGCAGAACAAGAAGUCAACCAAGUCAUUGCUGUUUCAACAUGUUUUAUAAUAAAUUUUAUUUCUCUUUCAUUUUGUCUUUUUUUGUUGCGAUUCCAGUUAAAUCUUAACUUUGUGGAUCAUGCAUAGUUCAAAGAUGUGCAGGUGGUUAUUCUUUUAGAGUUACACUGAAUAAAUUCUUAUAAGUAUAUUUUGAUGAGCUAGGUUGUCUGAAACACCCUUGCUUGACCUCAAAAGUUAAUUGUAAGUUUAUGCAUAGAAAUAAUCUUCUGGAAGUUCCUUAGGGACACUUUCAGAUUUUGGACCAGUAUUGUUUAUUGUACAUAGGCUAAGUCUGUACAGAGUUACAGAGUAAUUUAGAAACAAGCAGGACAGCACAAUAAUAAGGUAGUUUGCUAUAUAAACACAGCAACUGAGCAUUGCUGGUGCUGUGUUAUUGAAUGAAAUGGAUCUUCAAACUGUACCUUUCCCCAGAAAAGCUUUCAAAUUGAAGCACUCAUCUUCAUUUAUGUUAUUUCAGAGUCUUCUGUAGCAAGGACUACUGUCAAAUAAUUUUGUUCUCAGGACCAGUUGACUUUCUUUGUAGAUGAACUAUUUGUUUUUUCCUCUUAGACAGUCAAGGGCAGUGAAAUUUUAAAACUCAGCUUGAGGAAAGCUCUUAAGUCAUUUAAGCCUUUUUUUACAGGUUGCUGUCUUCCCAUGAUCUUAGGAAGGAAUUAAAAAUAAACUGUCACUGAAAGAUAGUUUGUACUUUUGAAGGGACAGAUCUUUCAUAGGCUCUACAAAUAGUCACGUAACAAGCAGUAAAUAUGCAAACCUCCUUGCUACUGCUUAUCUGUGAUGUCUGUGCUGCUCUAAGUACUUUCUUUCCACAGGGCAGUGGAAAAAGUCCUUGUAAUCCAACCAUUCCGUUAUUGGCAACUUUGCUAGCAGUGUUAAUAGCUGCAUUGGCAAGUGUUACGCUGGGUAGAUGCUGAGAAUUAAUCUGUGGCCUCAUUGAUAUCAAGCAUUAAUGUCAAGCAGUUCACAAUAAUUAUUUCUAUUCUCUACCAGUUUGACUUCUUUUCAAAUCUAGGAUGUAUAAUAGAGGAAUGAGUUAUUUGCAAUGUAAUUUACAAAAAGCUGGUAAAAGUUAUGCGUUGUUUAUAUUAUGACUUUUUUUUUCUUUUUUAUGAUACAAAGGAUGUCUUGUAUUUAUAAUCUGAAUGUUUGACAAUGUCAUUUUAAGGGAGUCCAUGCCGCAUAAAUAACUGAAAUUUAGUUGACAGCUACUGUCAGAAGCAACUUUACAAAAUAAGGGGAAUAUUUGGUAUUUAUGAGUUGGGUUAAGCAUGUUUUAUUUGAGUAGUAAUUUGAAUUUUUCUAAUCUUGAUUGCAGUUCUUUGUAUGUUAACUAAUAUAACAGUUAAAAAUCCAGAUUUUGGCUUAUGCGUGUUGUUACUAAUGCUUCAUUCCAGAAAUCAGAUGAAUUAUCAGUGUAAUACAGAAUUUUGUUGCUCACAGUGAAAUUCUCUUUAGAAAACCAGAGUGAAAAGAAACAACUUACUUGAAAAGAGGUGGGAUUGUUGUGGAUUUGUUUUUUGUUUCAUUUUGUUUUGGAUUUUUUUAAAGAAGUGUCUAUUUUUUUUUUUUUUUAUCGUUUGGAAUGAGGAAGGAGAAAUUACAGCUCUAGCUGUGGGCCACAGUUCUAGCGCAUCUUUUCUGUAUUGGCACUUUGCUUUAAAAACUGCAUUUAUUUGACUCCUGAUCAUUUUGAAGAGAGAUCAGAA